AUUUUUCAGGAUAAACAUAGUUUUUAGAAAGAUCUAAUAUAUUUCACAACAUUCAUUGUAGGAAAAAAAUAUCUACCUUAAUUUGUAAUUAAUGUUAACAUGAAUUUGCAAUUUGUGGGUGUAAGUGAUAGCCCAGACUUCAAAGAGAUUAGCAAUACAAAUACAACAAUCAAUAUAAAAGCAUGAGAGCACAUUUGUCUUUACGUCAUUGGAUUACUCGUUUUUUUGUAUAAUAAUAAUAAUCAGCUGGAGCCGCAGCUGGAGUCAAAUACAAUGUUCGAAGAAAAAAUACUACACUGUGUGUCUUUGAUUGUGCGCAAAGAAAACCUCUCUAAAUAUAAAUUGCAAUUUGGCGAAGAAACAAAAAAAGGCGAUGGUUAUUUUGCCAAAGUUAUUUUUACUACAGUUACUGGUACCACCGUGAAUGGGGAAGAAAAAAUUUGGGAAUUUGCUGUCAAAAUGUCGACGUCUAAUGAGAAACUUAGAAGACAGACACCUGUGAAGGAAUUUUUUGAGAGAGAAAUUUAUCUCUACGAGCAGAUAAUACCUUCAUUCAAGAAUUUUCAGGAAGAAAUGAAAGUUGAUAAAAAUAUGUUGGAUGUAAUACCUACAUGUUAUCUUGCUGAAAGUCUACAGGAUUGUGAAAUUGUAGUCUUAGAGAAUUUGAGAACACACGGAUUUAGUCUUUGGGACCGAAAAAUACCCACGACUUAUGAUUACAUCAAGUUAGUUUUACAAGCUUAUGCCAAAUGGCACUGCUUCUCUUUGGCAAUGAGACACAAAAGUGCUGCUACAUUCGAAAAACUUACAGAGAACUACGUUCAUUUGUUCCCUUAUUUUAUUUUGAAAGUUGGGUUGGAUAAUAUUAUAUAUGAAUAUUACGAAGAAAUAUUAGAUGCGUGGGAAAAUGACACAGAAUUAAAAGAGAACAGAUUUUCAAAAUCUGACAUCAAGAAUAUUUUGACUAAUCUCGUCUCUGAAGAUCCACAUUCUAGUGUUAUCUUACAUGGAGACUGUUGGACGAACAAUUUUAUGUUUAAAGUUGAAGAAAAAAGUCAACGUCCUGUGGGAGUACGCAUCAUAGAUCUACAGUUAUCUGGCUUAGGCUCACCGGUUUUGGAUUUGUCUGUUUUCAUCUAUGCUUGUGUUGACGUAGAAAAACACAAGAAUGUUGAAGAGCUGUUGAAAAUUUAUUACGAUUUUUUAAGCGAAAAUUUACGUCAAUUCAAAUGCGAUCCUUCUAAAAUAUUUUCCUACGACAAACUGCUGAACCACUGGAAAACAUUUUCUUGUUAUGGGCUUAUUUUAGGAAUAUUUUUGUUAAAAUUUUCUCUGGGUGAAUCUGAUGAGGUCCCAGAUUUUGUAGACUCGGCAAAUCGAGGGAAAGAAUUUUUAGAAAAUUUUUAUUUUCAUAUUGCUAAAGAAGAGACCUAUUUUCAGAGAAUCAAAAAUAACAUUAUUCAUUAUACUGCAAAUCUGAAAUAAUGAGC
Molecule: messenger RNA, 1490 nt
Organism: Zophobas morio
Lineage: Eukaryota; Metazoa; Arthropoda; Insecta; Coleoptera; Tenebrionidae
Exons: 2
Coding region: 274-1485 (403 amino acids)
Source: RefSeq, a predicted model, not a curated record